This is a messenger RNA of Sander lucioperca (pikeperch), 1956 nucleotides long. RefSeq names its product C-C chemokine receptor type 5-like. Gene Ontology annotation, cellular component: membrane. NCBI's taxonomy places the organism in Eukaryota, Metazoa, Chordata, Actinopteri, Perciformes, Percidae. The transcript is spliced from 2 exons. The coding region runs from base 1 to 915 and encodes 304 amino acids. Gene Ontology annotation, biological process: chemotaxis; G protein-coupled receptor signaling pathway; immune response. Gene Ontology annotation, molecular function: chemokine receptor activity. The record is from RefSeq and is a predicted model, not a curated record.
AUGUGCAUGCGCAAUGGCCUAGUGGUGUGUGUCUUUGUGAAGCAUCGCAACCAGACCAACUUGACAGACAUCUGCCUCUUCAACCUGGCUCUCUCCGACCUCCUCUUUGUCCUCACGCUACCUUUCUACUCUCACUACUCUAUGGUCGGUCAAUGGACUUUUGGAGACUUUAUGUGCCGUUUCACCUCUGGCUCCCAUAACACUGGGUUCUUCAGCAGCAUCUUUUUCAUGAUUGUCAUGACGCUGGACCGCUACGUUGUCAUCAUGCACACUCAAAAGGUGGCCCGGUAUCGCACUGUGAGGUUAGGCAUCGCUAUGACUGUGUUCGUCUGGAUGCUGAGCUUGUGUGUCUCUCUACCGGUUAUUAUCUUCACAAAGGUGACAAAUGACUCUCAACAGCAGGCUUGUAGCUAUGUCCCAAACGAUGCCUGGAAGAGUUAUCACACCUUGACAAUUAAUGUAUUGGGUCUCAUGAUUCCCUUGCUGGUGAUGAUAGUUUGCUACUCCAGGAUCAUCCCCAUACUGGUGAACAUGAGGAGUGCAAAGAAGCACCGCGUCAUCAAGCUGAUCGUCUCUAUAGUGAUUGUCUUUUUCAUAUUCUGGGCCCCAUAUAACAUUUCCCUUUUCUUGAUAUUUCUGAAAUCUGAAGGUGUAUUGCCAAACAAUUGCAACAUGGAAUCAAAUUUAAGACUGUCAGUAACAGUGACUGAGACCUUUGCUUACACUCACUGCUGCCUGAACCCCAUCAUAUACGCCUUUGUGGGACAAAAGUUCAUGAAACGAGCCUUGCAGCUGUUGAGGAAAUGGGUGCCUGGGAUUCUCCUUCCCUCCAACAGAGAUCUGUCAGAUAGCUCAUACAGGAAAAGCUCAAACGUUUCCAGGUCCUCUGAUGUCACCUCCAAUCUCAUGAUGUAGGAGGUGGAGGGCAGGUUAUGUUGUAUAUAUUAUGCGUUAUGGACAUCACCCGCAGAGUUGACAUCUUUGAUCCGGGUAGCCUUGUUAUUAAGGCUACUACUGCCGAGCAUGUUAUCCUUACACAUGUUGCAUGAUUUGUUUUGUCACUUCUAGUUUCCACCUAUGACAGUGUUAUUCAUCAGCAUUGUCUUAAAGGGCCGGUCCCUGUACAUAUUAUCUUUAGACCUUUUUGGUUUUAUUUGCAUUUUGAAUUUGCACUGGAAUAUUUGGUUUGGACCAUAAGAUGCCAGAUGUUUAGGCUCAUUAGGUGUGAUCUGAUGAGCAUCAUUAUCUUCUAUAUGAUCUCAGAUAUUUUACAAAUGCUAUGCAGUGUCCCUCCUUUUCCUGCUGAACAUUGACUGAAACCAUGAGCCUCUUGUUUGUAACCACAAAGUUUGUUUAUCUGUGCCAGAUGUGUUUAAAACGUUCACACAUUAGUUGAUGAGCCUGCAAGAUAAAGAAAAAAAUGAUACGGUAUGGGAAAGCUAUAGCUUUUGAUAUGAUAUAUGGUAUACCAUUUUUAGAGAAACAAUGUAGUCUUUUACAACAUGGAACUGUUUUGUUUUCACAUUCCUUGUGGAAAAAGCUUUUCAUUCAAAUGUUUAAUGAUGAAUCAAAGCCACAAAGUGAAACUAACACAGGGCUAUGUAGCACCUUUCGCACAUUCAAACGUCAUCAUUUAUCAUGGAUUUAAAUCUGUUGAUGUGGAACAAAGUUUGGCUCAUCAUACACAACUGAAAUUUUUGAUAUUUUCUCGAUACAGUAUUUUGCAAAUUUGCAUCCAGUGUUUACAGUAAUACGUUCUUCUUUUGUCUUGGUUAUUGUACUGCCAUUUCAGAUGUUAUUUGCACAAAAUACAGUACAUGUGUUCACAUGUGAGCUUUAUGCUUAAUGCCCUUUGAGAUUUUUUGUUCAUGUUAUGAUUGGCUGUAGUGAUUUAGUUUGCCAGUGGAGGUUAUUAAAGUUUGACAUCUCUUCUCCUAUCUAAGAGUACCAAACAAU